AUGGAAAAGUGCGAAUUCGGAGUUACGGAAACCGCGUUUCUAGGUUAUUUGAAGGACAGAUUCGCUGAGGAACUUGUUAUUGUAAGCUUUCACGAGGAUCGGCUGAGUAUAGUCGAAACCGAUACUUCCGACACAGCUGUAGGCGCUGCACACUUUCAGCUAGACGAGAACGGAAAACUAUAUCCCGUAACUUAUUAUUCCGAAAAGCACUCGCUAGCUGAACAGAACUACGACAUUUAUAAGAAAGAACUCAUGGCUAUAGUCAAAGCCUUGAGGCACUGGAAGAUAUAUCUCCAAAGUGCAAAGUUUCCAAUUACUAUACGUACCGACUACGCGAAUCUCAGAACUUUUAUGACCACUAAAGUCCUGGAUAAUCGACGAAUGGCACGAUGGGCAGAGGAACUCUCUCAGUUUGAUUUAAGGAUCAAACAUGUCAAAGGAAUUGACAACCCCAGGGCCGACACAUUGAGCAAGCAGCCUAGGUACGAAGGAGACAAAGUCUACAAGAAAGUAGCAAUCUUUCGAGAGGAUAAAGACGGGAACCUCGUUCCUAAUACGAAGGAGAUCGCCGCCCUCAGCCGGACCAAGGGACCAUAG
This is a messenger RNA of Venustampulla echinocandica, 597 nucleotides long. RefSeq lists its product as uncharacterized. The coding region runs from base 1 to 597 and encodes 198 amino acids. The transcript is spliced from 2 exons. The record is from RefSeq and is a predicted model, not a curated record. Gene Ontology annotation, molecular function: nucleic acid binding. Lineage: Eukaryota; Fungi; Ascomycota; Leotiomycetes; Helotiales; Pleuroascaceae.